AUGUCUGAAUCUACGCACUACGACCUCGUCUGUCUAGGCUCAGGCGAAGCCGCAAAAGUUCUCGCCUGGCACCACGCCUCCACCCAGAAGAAACGCUGUGCCGUCAUCGAACGCAGCAUGUUGGGAGGAUCCUGUCCGAAUGUAGCAUGUCUGCCUAGCAAGAACUUGCUUUACUCAGCCAAGGUCGCUCAUCUUGCUCGCGAAGGGACGCAAUUCGGUUUGACUUCUCACGUGGGUGAGGUUGAUUAUGGCGUGGUGAAGAAGAGGAAGGAUGAGAUGGUGAAGGGGUUGCUGGAUCUGCAUCGGCGGAUGUUUGAGGAGAAUGGCGUGGAGUUGAUUUGGGGGGAGGGGAAGUUCGUUGGUGAGAGGACAAUUGAAGUCACGAGUGCAGAUGGAGGAAAGAGGAUCGUCACUGCUGAUAUCGUGCUCGUCAACACCGGCUCGAGGGCAAAGAUCCCCAACAACAUCCCAGGACUCAUCGAACUCGCCCAAGCCAUGAAGCGACUCGGAGCACAGGUCACCGUAAUCGAACGAGGCCCUCGAAUCCUCAAAAACGAAGACGCCGACGUCGCAGACCUCCUCCAAGAAAUCCUCAUGGAAGAGGGCGUCGUCUUCCACACCUCCACAACAAUCACCCGCAUCCAAGGCCAUUCAGGAGACGAAGUAGUCCUCAACCUCUCGACCCCCUCCAGCGAGAUCACCUCACUAGAAGGCACCCACAUCCUCACCGCAACAGGCCGCACCCCCAACACCUCCCUCAUCGGCCUCGACCUCGCAAACAUCCAAACCACGCCCUCCGGCCACAUCCUCGUAGACGAACACAACCGCACCACCGCCCCCCACGUCUACGCAGCAGGCGACUGCGCCGGCUCGCCAUACUUCACACACAUGGGUCUCGACGACUUUCGCAUCCUUCGAGACAUCCUCUCCGGGAAACAAGUCGACGGUGAAGAGAAAAUGAGAUCUACACGACAGGUCCCUUCAAGCCUCUUCACGGACCCAGAGAUCGCUCAUGUCGGGUUGAGGGAGCAUGAAGCGAAGGCUCAGGGCGUGGGAUUUCGACUUGCGAGACUGCCGAUGGAUAUGUUCCUGCGGUCGCGGACGAUGGAGAAAGGCGCCACGAGGGGGUUCGCGAAGGCGUUAAUCAGUGUGGAAGACGAUACGAUUCUAGGAUUCACGGCGAUCGGACCACACGCGGGGGAAUUCCUGCCCGUCGUACAACUGGCGAUGGAGAAGCAACUUCCCUAUACAGACCUCAGCGACCUUAUCCUCGUACACCCAACACUGAACGAAGGUCUGGGGAUGUUAUUCGACAACGUCCCGAGCACAUGA
This is a messenger RNA of Zasmidium cellare ATCC 36951, 1332 nucleotides long. RefSeq lists its product as uncharacterized. NCBI's taxonomy places the organism in Eukaryota, Fungi, Ascomycota, Dothideomycetes, Mycosphaerellales, Mycosphaerellaceae. The record is from RefSeq and is a predicted model, not a curated record. Gene Ontology annotation, molecular function: flavin adenine dinucleotide binding; oxidoreductase activity. The coding region runs from base 1 to 1332 and encodes 443 amino acids. The transcript is spliced from 2 exons.